Nannizzia gypsea CBS 118893 is the source of this 3909-nucleotide messenger RNA. RefSeq names its product multidrug resistance protein 2. Gene Ontology annotation, molecular function: ATP hydrolysis activity; ABC-type transporter activity; ATP binding. Gene Ontology annotation, cellular component: membrane. The transcript is spliced from 18 exons. Lineage: Eukaryota; Fungi; Ascomycota; Eurotiomycetes; Onygenales; Arthrodermataceae. The record is from RefSeq and is a predicted model, not a curated record. Gene Ontology annotation, biological process: transmembrane transport. The coding region runs from base 1 to 3909 and encodes 1302 amino acids.
AUGGCUGUAAAGGACAAGAAAAAGAAGGGCAAGGAAGAACAAGAAAAGGGGGAAGACAAGAAGGAAGAUAAAAAGGAAGAAGAAGAAGAAGAAAAGGCGCCUUUCUCGAACCUCUGGAGGAUCUUUUCCUAUGGCACCAAGGCGGAUCUCGCCCUCAUGGGCCUCGCCUUCUUCUGCUCUGCCGGUGCUGGUAUCGCCCUCCCUCUCAUGAACAUCGUCUUUGGCGCCCUUAUCACCGACUUCAACAACUUCUUCCUGCCUGACUCUACUGUCUCGCCGGAGGAUUUCAGGGCCGCUGUCAACAAGAAUGUCCUCUUCAUCGUCUACCUCUUCAUCGGCAAGUUUGUGCUCAGCUAUGUCUCAAUGUUCUGUUUACGGACGAGCGGAAUCCGCAUCUCAGCAAAUCUGCGCCUGGCCUACCUAAAGGCUCUCUUCCGCCAGCCGGUCGCCUACCUCGAUGCCAUGCCCGUUGGCCGCCCGACGGACACCAUUACUGCAUCAUCCAAUCUUAUCCAGGCCGGCAUAUCAGACAGACUUGCAGUGCUUGUCCAGUCGGCUGCACUCGUCAUUGCAGCCUACGCCGUCGCCUUCUCUCGCUCCUGGUCCUUGACCUUGGUCUCAUCGUCAUGCUUGCUCUUCAUCUUACUCAUCUACUCCAUGGUCAUCCCCUUCUACCUACGUUUCUUCAAGGCCGUCGAGGCUGCCAACGAGCGUGCCACAUCCGUGGCGGGUGAAGCUCUCUCGUCUAUCCGUACCGUCGUUGCUUGUGGUGCGCAAUCAAAUCUCGUCGACCGUCACGCCGGUCACAUUGCAGACGCCAGACGUAAGGGUCUCCAGAUUUCUCCGGUCGUUGGCCUUCAGCUGGGACCGACCAAUUUCGCCAUGUACUGUAACUUCGCCCUUACCUUUUGGUUCGGUGUCAAGCAGUUCACAGCCGGUAACGUCUCUGAUGCUGGGCCAGUUGCUACGGUUAUCUUCUCGGUCAUCAUCGUGGUUUCGGCAGUCUCAUUUAUUGCCAAUCCGAUAAUUGCGCUCUCAAAAGCCAUUGCUGCGUCUGCUCGCUACUUUUCUGUCAUUGAUGCACCCCCAGUCAAGACAGAUGGUAUCAAGGAUAUUGAUGUCGCUAGCUGUGGAGAGCUCGCAUUCAAGGACGUCACUUUCUCUUAUCCAACCAGGCCUGGAGUCACCAUCCUUGACAACCUUUCUCUCGUCUUCCCUACUGGCAAGGUCACUGCUCUUGUUGGGCCCUCGGGGUGUGGUAAGAGCACCAUCAUCGCCUUGCUUGAGCGUUGGUACCAGCUUUCCGAUCAAUUGGACCUUAGUAAGGUGAAAGAAAAGAAAGAGAAAGCGAAAGAAAAUGAAAAAGACAGCGAAGUCAAAGAUGAAAAGAACGAGCCAGACAAUGAAGAACGAAAGGAAAACGCUGGAUCGAUCAUGAUCGGGCCACACUGUAUCGACGAGCUUGAUCUCAAGUGGUGGCGCUCUCAGAUAGGUCUCGUCCAGCAAGAACCAUUCUCGUUCAACACCUCCAUAUUCCGCAAUGUCGCCUUUGGUCUUGUUGGAUCACAAUGGGAGAAUGAGCCGGAAGAUGUCCAGCGUCAGCUUGUCGUUGAGGCCUGCCGUGAAGCUUUUGCCGAUGAAUUUAUCGAGAAGCUGCCGGAGAAAUACGAUACGAUGAUCGGAGAGAAUGGAAUCAAGCUUAGUGGCGGUCAGCGUCAGAGACUUGCCAUUGCUCGCAGUAUCAUCAAGAGACCGUUGAUUCUCAUUCUCGACGAAGCUACUAGUGCCAUCGAUGUGAGAGGCGAACGUAUCGUUCAGGAGGCACUUGAUAGGGUCUCGAAGGGUCGCACUACCAUAACUAUCGCUCAUAGACUGUCUACCAUCAAAAAGGCAGAUAAGAUCAUCGUCCUACGCAAAGGUACUGCAAUUGAGUCAGGUACUCAUGAAGAACUACUUGCUCAGGAGGGCUUAUACCACAGCCUUGUGCAUAACCAGCAACUUGACAUGGACGAAGAUGGCAACAACGAGACUGUACAAGCUGAGAGGGAGACUGAAAAAGAUGGUCCUCAUUUGAGUAUGUCCAGGACAAAAUCUACUGUCCAAGACACAGAUCUGGAGCAGGGCCUUACUCUACCCGAGGAGCCGCCUAAGGAAUUAUCCCUCUUCGACUCUGUCGGUGUCCUGCUGUGGGAGCAACGCAAAUACUGGAUUCUAUACGUGGGUGUCCUAAUUGGAGCUGCUGGCUGUGGAGCUGGAUAUUCAAUUCAGAGCUAUCUUUUCUCUCAGCUCAUCACGGUCUUCCAACUUACCGGCUCUAAGUUGGUAGAAAAAACAAAUUUUUGGUCUCUCAUGUUCUUCGUCCUCGCGCUCGCCGUUGCGUUUUUCUAUUUCAUCCUAGGCUGGAUGUCCAUGUCGAUAUCCACCUAUGUGUCAACGACGUACCGGCAAGAGUACUUUGAUAGUAUGAUCCGCAAACCCAUAGCCUUCUUCGACAAAGAUGAAAACUCCGCAGGUUCUCUCACAUCGCGCAUUUCUUCCGAUUCAACUCAGCUCCAGGAACUCCUAGGGCCAACAAUGGCGUUUCCCAUCAUCUCUGUCUUCAAUGUAAUCGGCUGCAUAGCCAUCUCAUUCGCCUUUGGAUGGAAAUUGACCCUGGUUGCUAUUUUCUCAGCUUUCCCGUUGAUAAUCAUUGCCAUGUUUGUCCGGGUUAGAUAUGAGGUUCAGUUCGAUAAGAUGAACGCCGCUGUGUUUGAGGAGAGUUCACAGUUUGCAUCUGAGGCCUUUGGAGCUUUCCGAACGGUUACAUCGCUGACCCUGGAGGGCAGUAUUUCAGAGAGGUAUUCGGGUUUGCUGCAGAAUCAUGUGCGGUCUGCCUUUGUCAAGGCUAGGGUUGCUGCUCUCGUCUUUGCGGCAUCAGAUAGUAUGGAGUUACCUUGCAUGGCCCUGUGUUUCUGGUAUGGCGGCCAGCUUCUCAGUACGCACGAGUAUGACGUCCUGCAGUUUUUUGUCAUCUACAUUGCCGUUGUCUUAGGAGGCCAAGCAGCGGGACACUUUGGAAGCAUCAGCCCGAAUUUGGCCCAAGCCAAAGCCGCUGCGAACCGAAUCAUGAGUAUCCGGCCUGCGCCAGAUGACAACAAGAACAAGGCCAUCCUUAGUCAAUGCGAGGGUGGUGUAGAGAUCGAAUUCAAAUCGGUCGACUUCACGUACCCUUCUCGAGAUGUUCCAGUCUUCAAGAACUUGUCGUUCACAGUUGGAAAGGGGCAGUUUGCUGCCCUCGUUGGUCCUUCAGGUUGCGGGAAAACAUCUGUCAUAUCGAUCCUUGAACGAUUUUAUGACUACCAAGGAGGGCAUAUCCGCCUCAAUGGAACGGAGCUUAGUUCACUUGAUCUUAAGCCCUACCGGCAAACCAUGUCUUUGGUAUCACAGGAACCUACACUAUAUCAAGGAACCAUCCGAGACAAUAUCACACUGGGGAUCAAGCCAGAUGCCGUGACGACUGAACAAGUGCAUCAAGCGUGUCGUGACGCAGAGAUCCAUGACUUUAUCGCAUCUCUUCCAGACGGCUACAACACGCAAGUCGGACAAAAAGGGCUGGCACUGAGCGGAGGCCAGAAGCAACGUAUCUGUAUAGCCCGGGCUCUGAUACGGAACCCACACCUGCUGCUUCUCGACGAAGCCACAUCAAGCCUUGACUCCGAGUCUGAGAAGUCCGUGCAGGCUGCGAUUGAACGUACGGCAAAGGGCAGAACGGUCCUAGUGGUCGCCCACCGUCUAGCUACGGUUCAGAACGCUGAUGUCAUCUUCGUCUUCGGAGACGGGGGCAUAGUCGAGAGCGGCAGCCACCAUAGUCUACUAAAAAAGCGAGGCGUAUAUUAUCAGAUGUGCGAGUCACAAGCUCUUGAUCGGUGA